This is a messenger RNA of Dryobates pubescens (Downy woodpecker), 836 nucleotides long. It is a transcript of the gene RIPPLY3, whose product is annotated as ripply transcriptional repressor 3. The coding region runs from base 1 to 417 and encodes 138 amino acids. Gene Ontology annotation, cellular component: nucleus. The transcript has 4 exons. The record is from RefSeq and is a predicted model, not a curated record. Lineage: Eukaryota; Metazoa; Chordata; Aves; Piciformes; Picidae. Gene Ontology annotation, biological process: embryonic pattern specification; negative regulation of transcription by RNA polymerase II.
AUGGAGAGUGCAGCUGCAGGUCUCCCACUCCAGGCUUCAGAGGGUGCCGUCUGUCAUCGCUCCCGGAGAGCCCGGCGGCAGCGGCGGCAGCAGCGGCAGCGCCUGCUCCAGCCGAGGGAGCGCCUGGAGAGCAGCUCUGCUCUAUGGAGGCCCUGGAUGCUCACAGCAAGAGAUGAGGAGAUGACAGAAAACCAACAAAUGUCAGAACAGGAUGGUCAACUAAUACAUUUUAGAUCAAAAGGAGGUCUGGGGUUUCAACAUCCCGUGAGACUUUAUUUGCCCAAGUCCAAAUCCCAAAAGUUUCUUAGUAACAUUGGAGAGAAGGUUCUGGCAAGUUUUCCAGUACAGGCUACAAUUCACUUCUACAAUGAUGACGCCAACUCUGAGGAAGAUGAAGAAGAAAUAAAUUCAGCCUAAAAAUGACCAGUGUUCAGCCUUGAGAAACACAAAAGUUAAAAAAUCAAGGAGAUUAAAAAAAAAAGAACUGCCAGAAACUUAUGGAUAAACAUCUCACUGAAUGAAGAAAUACAUCAAAGCUCAAAGGAAAACUAUUUAUAUCCUACGACAAAGAAUGAGUCAAUGCAACUGGAAACUUAAGAGGAAAUUCUUUUGUGUUUUGAGAGACUUUUAAAUAAAACCUUGAAGCUGAAUACAAGUUUCUAAGGUUUAAAUGAAGUAGUUUUAAGUAACAUGGAUUAAGAACAUUAAGAGCACUGUGUUUAGUUCCUUCUUUUCACACUGGUCCUGAUAAAAUGAAAUAAGGUUGAAUAUGAGGCAAAAUAAUAUAAUGUACAGCCCCAAAACAAGCUGAAGGCUUUGAAAAGGUUGAAUUUAUG